Salvelinus fontinalis (brook trout) is the source of this 2524-nucleotide messenger RNA. It is a transcript of the gene wipi2, whose product is annotated as WD repeat domain, phosphoinositide interacting 2. The record is from RefSeq and is a predicted model, not a curated record. The transcript has 13 exons. Lineage: Eukaryota; Metazoa; Chordata; Actinopteri; Salmoniformes; Salmonidae. Gene Ontology annotation, biological process: nucleophagy; autophagy of mitochondrion; protein localization to phagophore assembly site. Bases 176 to 1456 code for a protein of 426 amino acids. Gene Ontology annotation, cellular component: cytosol; extrinsic component of membrane; phagophore assembly site membrane. Gene Ontology annotation, molecular function: phosphatidylinositol-3-phosphate binding; protein binding; phosphatidylinositol-3,5-bisphosphate binding.
CCCAUGCGCAGAGAGAGGGGGCAACAGCGACGGACAAAACAACAACAACCGUUGGAACAGGGGAAGAGCGAGAUGGCUCCAUGAAUACAGGCAAACUUCCUUCUUACCCAGUUACUAUCCACAACCUACCGGACUGCUGCUUUCUCACAAGGCUUGAUUAGAUGGUGCCGGGCCCAUGAACUUGGCUAGUCAGAGCGGGGAGACCGGCUGUAGCCAGCUCCUCUUCGCCAACUUUAACCAGGACAACACGUCUUUAGCUGUUGGAACCAAAUCCGGCUACAAGUUCUUCUCCCUGUCGUCUGUGGACAAGUUGGAGCACAUUUAUGAAUGUACGGACACAGAGGAUGUGUGUAUUGUAGAGCGUCUCUUCAGCAGUAGUCUGGUGGCGAUCGUCAGUCUGAAGGCUCCUCGGAAGCUGAAGGUCUGUCACUUCAAGAAGGGAACGGAGAUCUGUAACUAUAGUUACAGCAACACUAUCCUGGCUGUCAAGCUCAACAGACAGAGGCUGAUAGUAUGUCUGGAGGAGUCUCUGUACAUCCACAACAUCAGAGACAUGAAGGUCCUACACACCAUCAGAGAGACGCCUCCCAACCCUUCAGGGUUGUGUUCUCUCUCCAUCAGUAAUGAUAACUGCUACCUGGCCUACCCCGGCAGUGCUACAAUAGGAGAGGUCCAGGUGUUCGACACAGUCAACCUGAGAGCAGCCAACAUGAUCCCAGCCCAUGACAGUCCAUUAGCAGCUCUGGUGUUUGAUGCUAGCGGAACCAAACUGGCCACAGCCUCGGAGAAGGGUACGGUGAUUCGUGUGUUCUCCAUCCCUGAGGGACAGAAACUGUUUGAGUUCCGUCGAGGAGUCAAAAGGUGUGUGUCUAUCUGUUCCCUGGCCUUUAGUAUGGAAGGCCUCUACCUAUCAGCAUCCAGUAACACAGAGACGGUCCACAUCUUCAAACUAGAGACGCAGAAAGAGAAACCAGCAGAGGAGCCGACUACUUGGGGUGGAUACUUCGGGAAGGUCCUGAUGGCGUCCACCACCUACCUGCCCUCUCAGGUGACAGAGAUGUUCACUCAGGGACGAGCCUUCGCCACCGUACGACUGCCCUUCUCUGGACACAAGAACAUCUGUGCUCUGGCCCUGAUCCAAAAGAUUCCUCGUCUCCUGGUAGCAGCAGCUGAUGGAUAUCUGUACCUCUAUAACCUGGACCCACAGGAGGGAGGAGAGUGUACACUGAUGAAACAGCACAGGUUGGACGGCAGUGCUGAGCCGCCCAAUGAGAUCCUGGAACAGGGGUCACAUGACCGACCCCUUACUGCACAGACCUACAACACUGCUGGGAUGAAAGGUUACUGUGAGGAGGCGGGUGCAGUGGGAGGGGCGGGACUAGAUGAUGACCUCAGCGAUCUGCGAUUGGACGAUGAGAAUGAGGAGCAGCCGCCACUCAUCCUGGAGACGGACUGACUGACAGCCACAGCAACCAAUCAGAGAGCCCCUCUGGUGCUGCUAGGAACAUGUAACAUGGAGGGUGGGAUUAAAAACUCUCAGCGUUCAACAGCCCCUCUUUCUGUCUGUAGAUGUAUACAUGUUUCUCCCUCUCUGUCCCCUCCCUCCCUCUCUGUCCCCCCCCCCUCCCUCUCUGUCCCCUCCCUCCCUCUCUGUCCCCCCCCCUCCCUCUCUGUCUCCUCCCCUCCCUCUCUGUCUCCCCUCCCCUCCCUCUGUCCGUCUGUGCAGGUGACUCCGUAGCUUUGCAUGUACAUGUGCCAAGAGCAGAACGCUACGCUCUAACAAGGACCUCUGAAGUGUGUGUGUGUGUGUGUGUGUGGGCUGAGCUGUAAAUGUGUGUGCUGGGCAUGUACAUUAGCAUACGUUAGCUUCCCAGUCGCUCACUGGCUACCCAAUCAGAUGAAGGCUCAGUGGACAAGCCCUGCCCCCUCUCUCUGAGGCCUUCAGACAUUGGCAGAUGAAAUUGAUUGACAGAUCAGUCAGACCAGUGUCUGAUUGGGUGAGGAAUUGAAUUCCGUCAUUGCUCUGAGGUGUGUGUUUAAUCCAUAGAGAUAGAGGACUCAUCAUGUAUAUAACCCGUUUUAGCAUGGACAUUGCCGUCAUCCACCAUUUUAAAGUAGUCAACUGGGUGAGGAUUCCUAUGGGAAGUAACUUCAGUGGUGCUGUCACAGACUCUAAUGGCACAGAUACAAAGAGGAGUCCUCUAUCUACCUCUAUGGUGUAACCAGGGAUGAAUGGCACAGAUACAAAGAGGAUUCCUCUAUCCACCUCUAUGGUGUAACCAGGGAUGAAUGGCACAGAUGCAAAGAGGAUUCCUCUAUCCACCUCUAUGGUGUAACCAGGGACAUCAUCAAGGCGGGGCAUGUCCACUGGGUCUCGUCAGACACAUGCCUUCCCAUGAUCCUCUGGGGUGAGGCGGAGCGGCUAGACGGACGGGUCACAUGACCAGACGUUUUCUAAUGAGUCAUGAUUUUGUAUAAAAUGUGAAACGGUGUUGAUCAGAAAAUAAAGUCCAUGUUGAUGUAA